Molecule: messenger RNA, 3313 nt
Organism: Diabrotica virgifera virgifera (western corn rootworm)
Lineage: Eukaryota; Metazoa; Arthropoda; Insecta; Coleoptera; Chrysomelidae
Exons: 2
Coding region: 982-1488 (168 amino acids)
Source: RefSeq, a predicted model, not a curated record
AAUGACAGUGGUGUGUUGUUGGUUGUCUAACGGUUUCGAAUAUAACCUUUAUCUGUUAUGUACAUACAUAUUUACAAAUCUCAUCAUAAUUUUUAAUAUUUAUUUUAUGUGCUUUUUCAGGGCUGUGGCUUCUGGCUUGUAGUUAUAAACAUUGGUCUUAUUGCUAAAUAUAUUACCUUUGAAUAUAUAAAACAUCUCACAGGUCGUAGAUAAAAUGUUUGUUUAAUACUUGUGAUAAUAAAACGUAUUCUUCCCAAAAGGCGUUGAAUAAACAUUACAGACUAUUUCAUAAUAUUAUUUUUAAAGAAGUGCUAUACGAGUGUCAUCAGUGCAAUAAAACUUUUCCGUCCAAAAGAAAACUGCAAGAGCCUCACAGCAAGAAUCACAAAACGUUUCCUAUCCCAGGCACAACAUUUCAAUGUGAUAGAUGUGAUAAACUGUAUGCAUCAAAAAAGUAUUUGAAAAUACAAAUACAUUCUCUUGGCAAAUAUGAAUGCCAUACAUGUGGAUCUAUUUUUGACACAAAAAAUGAAAUAUGUGAUCAUAUAAAAUUACAUAAUAUAUGUAGGAACCUGUUAUGCCCAUUCAAUGAGUGCCAAGAAUCUUAUAACAGAUACAAACAUCUUGGUAGUCAUAUCUCAGAUUAUCAUAAUUUACAUCUGAUAACUGAAACAUAUACAUUCAGUACUAAUGAAGGUAAUAAAGUUUUUCUGAUUUUUUUUUUGUAAGUACUUAAAAGCUGUUAGGUACAUCAACAUUUUCUCUUUGAACUUGGUCUAGCCAAAUACAUUAAUAGCAGCCUUUUUCAAUUGUUUUCAGAAUUCAAUAAAUGGCGUUCUGCAAAAGAACAAGAACUGAAAGCAAAAUAUAUUUUGUCUACCAGUGAAAAAAAAAUUAAAGGAGGGUGUAAGAACAUAUUAUAUUUGUCAUAGAUCUCAAGCUCCACAGAUAACAGAAACCCCUAAAAGAAAUGCGAAAUCUAUGGGAACAAAUAAAAUUGGACGUACAUGUCCAUCUACUAUGAUUGUUACAAGUAACCAAGAAUGCAUAUCAGUUGUUUUCUUUCCUGUACAUGUUGGUCAUUAUAAUGAACUAGGGCGUUUAAGAAUUGAUGAGACAGACAGGAUUAAAAUAGCAGGUAAAUUGUCUCAAGGGAUCCCAAUAGGCAGAGUGAUAUUAGAGAAAGUGCACCCAGUGGAGAGAGUUCACUUGAUUGAAAAAAAGGACCUUACCAACAUUGUACGAGAUUUUUCAAUUGGAUACACUAUCAAAAGGCACAAAAAUGAUGCAGUCAGUGUACAAUUAUGGGUCAAAGCCAUGCAAUUAUUGGAAAACAACCCAGUUUUAUUUUAUAAAAACAGUGAAGAAGAUGAUGAGGGAGUGUUUGAUAAAAAUGAUUUUGUUUUAAUAAUAAUGACAGAAUUUCAGAAAAAGUCACUUAUUUCAUUUUGUCAAGACAAAAUCUGCAUUGAUGGCACUCACGUUUAAACCAGUAUGGAUUUCAAUUAUACACAAUUGUUAUUGUUGAAGAAUAUGGUUCUGGGGUACCAGCAGCAUUUUGUUUUUCAAACAGAUCUGAUGAAACACUCUUUCAACAUUUUUUUCAAUGUAUUAAAGAUAGUGUUGGAUUAUUGUCACCAAAUGUUUUUAUGUCAGAUGACUAUAAUGCAUUUUACAAUGCAUGGAAAUCAGUUAUGAGCGAAGUACCUAAUAGACUGGGUACAAAAUUCUGGAAAAAUAUUAGAUAAGAAUAAAAGAUCUCACAGAAAAUGUGUUGGAAGUCCUCAUCUCACUAAUUAUUGAUUCUAUUGAAAAAGGUAAAUUUCCAGAGUGCCUAAAAAUAGCCAUCAUUAUUCCUCUUCAUAAGGGUAGUGAAAUAUCUAAUACCUACAAUUAGAGACCUAUUGCACUACUACUGGUACCCUCCAAAAUUAUUGAGAGACUCAUAAAAUCCCGACUUACGUCCUUUCUCGUUGAAAACAACAUAUUAUCACAAAAUCAGUUCGGCUUUUUAAAUAAUAAAUGCACCACUGAUGCCAUGUUUUCUGUACUACAUGAGGUUUAUCAAACUGAACAAUAAUCUUCACAUUGCCACAGUUUUUUGUGACUAUGCCAAAGCUUUUGACUGUAAAUUACAUUUUGAUAAAAAAACUAAAUUUCUACGGAAUUCGAGGUAUUUCUUUAAAUUGGUUCCAAUCUUACUUGGAUGAUAGGAAACAACUGGUUAGAACAAAUGGUACAGACUCUAGUCUCAAAAACAUUGUAUGUGGGGUACCUCAAGGUUCAGUAUUGGGUCCUCUACUUUUCCUGAUCUUUAUUAAUGACAUCACUAGUUUAAAAAUCAAAGGAAAAAUCUUUCUUUUUGCUGAUGAUACCAGUAUAACUUGGAGCAACUCAAAUAUUGCAACUCUUCAUGCUACUAUAACUUUUGAUCUACUUACAAUAAAAACCCGGUCUGACUCUAAUUUACUCUCCUUUAACGUAGAUAAAACAGUAGCAUUAGAUAUCAUAUAUACAAUAGCAAAACAACUCAGGAGCUCUUCAACCCUUACCUCUUAAUAACAGCCAGAUCAGUACCGUUGAUUCUGUAAAAUUUCUUGUUAUUUUUACAGAAUCAUACAUUUAAGGACAGCAUCCUUAAAUGGUCCCUUCAUAUCGAUUUGUUAAGGAAGAAACUAUCUUCAGCUUACUAUGCUAUAAGAUCUGUUUCGAAUAAACUCAAUUUAGCCUAGACAAAAGCCUACCUAUCUGAAAGACCAUAUUAUUCAGUAGAAGAUUUUCUUAAUCAAUAACUAAAAAAUUACAGUACCCUUGGCACAAGUAGUAUUUUUAUUAUUUUAUUAUCUAUGUUUGAGUGUCGUAUGCAGCAGCUUAACUUUUAAACUUAUUAAUUACUAGGUAGACUAUGAAAUUUGCAAUUGAUUCUUUCUGUUUAACUUCAUUAUUAGUACAUAUUAUUUUUUAAUUACAUUGAUGAUUUAUGUAAUUUUAGUAAAUUUAAUUGUUGUUGUUUUGUUUUCUUGACUUUUUAUAAGCUUUGUCGAUAAAAUUGUACAAUUUUUCAUGACAAUAAGAGCCCACGCAGACUGCAGACUUUUUAGUCUGCUUCUUAAUCAGUACAGAGAGGUAUGCAGAUGCGCACACUACACCGAUUCACUGAUGCAUAUCUCUCUGUACUGAUUAAGAAGCCGACUAAAAGUCUGCAGUCUGCGCGGGCUCUAAAGCAUAUUUCUCUCUCUCUCUCCUCUAUAAGUAAGUGUAAUGUUGUAAAUUAUUGUAACCUGUGUGUAAUAAAUGUCUAACAAUUAAAAAA